Molecule: messenger RNA, 1727 nt
Organism: Papaver somniferum (opium poppy)
Lineage: Eukaryota; Viridiplantae; Streptophyta; Magnoliopsida; Ranunculales; Papaveraceae
Exons: 17
Coding region: 312-1700 (462 amino acids)
Biological process (GO): protein localization to plasma membrane; GPI anchor biosynthetic process
Cellular component (GO): endoplasmic reticulum; membrane
Molecular function (GO): glucosaminyl-phosphatidylinositol O-acyltransferase activity
Source: RefSeq, a predicted model, not a curated record
UUCUUUGAAUCUUCUUUAGGAAAAUAUAUUACAGACCUAGGGAUUAUUAUGCAAUUUGAAACCUAGAUAAAUUCUGCUAUGGCGAACUUAGUUUUGGUUAUGCUAGUUAGGUACUUGUGUUGUUACUUUUACCCUCGGCGAACUUAGUUUUGCCUGCUCUUGAUGUGCGUAAGGAAAUGUUCUAGCAUUUGUUUCCUCGUCGCCACUCACCGUGUCAGCAGUCAUCAAGUUAAUUGAAAACAUAUGAGACGGAUGAAAGAAGUUUUCUCUUAAAGGCAUUGUUUAGAAUUCUUCUUCACCUUAACGCCCAAAUGGAUCCUCUUCGAAAUUCCUUCAAUCCCAACAAGCAUCUGAAAGAAGAAUUCGUAAGCAACCUGACAGGAUCUUCGAUUCUUGAAAUUGUCUCCCUCUCAACAAUUGUACCUGCUUUGAUUGUUUUGCGUCACUAUGUUUGCGCAAAGGGACUAUAUGGACCUUUACAUGCAAAGAAAAUCACAUCAAAGAAAGAAAAAGAUGGAACUAUUGAUGGUAGAAGUUGGAGAAUUUACAUGAGCACGCUGGUUAUGGAUUUCUUAUUUAUUGUUCUUCCAACCAUUCUUUUUCUCACUGUUCUAGCGGAAUGGACAAAUAUAUGUGUGAUUUUCUUGAUACUGUUGUUGCUCUUCUGCAUUGGAGACAAAAGAUCAGGUUCAUAUUCAGAAAGAGGAUCUGACCUUGCAUGUUCCAUUAGUGCAAAUGUUUCAGCAUAUAGAGUUUCCAUGAUGAUUGUCACGUGCUUGUGCAUCUUGGCUGUGGAUUUCACAAUAUAUCCUCGGAGAUAUGCUAAGACUGAGACUUACGGUACUGGACUGAUGGAUCUCGGGGUAGGAUCAUUUGUCCUAGCAAAUUCUUUAGUUUCAAGACAAGCACGGAAUGUCUCGUCAAUGAUGUGGAAGACCGUUCUUCAAUCAACGAGUCCAAUGAUCAUCCUAGGAGUUGGCCGACUCAUUUUUACAUCAGGUGUAGAUUAUCAGGUGCAUGUGGGAGAGUAUGGAGUACAUUGGAAUUUCUUUUUCACUCUUGCUGGCGUAUCUCUUUUAACUUCCUUGAUAAACAUUCAUUCUCGUUAUUGUGGUAUUCUUGGUUUAUCAAUUCUUAUAGGAUAUCAGCUAUGGUUAAGUUCUGGAUUAAAUGAGUUCCUUUUGUCCAACGAAAGAGCAAAUAACCUCUUUAGCCAAAACAAAGAGGGUGUUGUUAGUAUUUUUGGAUACUGGGGCAUGUAUUUAGUUGGAGUCCAGUUGGGAAACUUUCUUUUCUUCGGAAACAAUCGACGAACCCGGAUGAGAGUCUGGAUUCUUGCUGUUAUAUUUUGGUUAUCAACUAUCAUAUUGGACAGGCAUGUUGAAAGAGUUUCCCGCAGAAUGUGCAAUCUGACAUAUGUUGCCUUCGUAUUAGCCCAAAACUUUCAGGUUUUGGCGAUUUUGGUGCUGUCGGAUUUUAUUCCUGGACAAAAAACUUCAGUUAUUGAAGAAGCAUUUGACCGAAAUUUACUAGGAUCAUUCCUCCUGGCGAAUAUCAUGACGGGUUUAAUAAACAUGAGCGUUGACACCAUCUCCACCUCAUCUAUCACAGCCUUGGCUAUCUUGGUUGGGUAUGCCUUCAUUUUGUCCAUCCUUAGUGGAUUUGCAGCAUUUUCAGGGAUCAAAUUAAAGUUUUGGUAACACUAGGAUGCACACAGAGACUUCCGA